AUGCUGAUCGUUUUCUUCGAUAUCAACGGCAUCGUGAUGACUGAAUGGGUUCCAGAGGGUCAAACUGUGAACCAACAUUACUAUUUGACAGUUUUGGCAACAUUGCGCGAAUGAGUUCGUAAGAAACGGUCGAUAUUGUGGAAAAACAAGCCGUGACCACCAGGAUAAUGCACCUGCCCAUAAUGCGCUGUCUGUGAAGCGUUAUUUGGCCGCUUAAGGUACUCCAGUACUCGAACACGCGUCUUACUCACCCGACUUGGCACCCUGCGACUUUUACUUGUUUCCGAAGAUAAAGUCUGCCUUAAAAGGAAUCCGGUUUGAGUCGAUGGAAGAGGUGAAACAAAAAUCGGCGGAACUCCUGAAUGGUCUUACGAAAACAGACUUCCAGCACUGCCUCGAGCGAUGGAAGAAACGAAUGAAACGGUGUGUGAAGAAGGGAGGAGAGUAUACUGAAGGGGAACAUUUGGUUGUGGAAUAA
Messenger RNA from Cinara cedri, 478 nucleotides. Lineage: Eukaryota; Metazoa; Arthropoda; Insecta; Hemiptera; Aphididae. The record is from the annotation of a GenBank genome assembly.